This is a messenger RNA of Bombus pyrosoma, 1233 nucleotides long. RefSeq names its product eukaryotic translation initiation factor 3 subunit H (gene eIF3h). Lineage: Eukaryota; Metazoa; Arthropoda; Insecta; Hymenoptera; Apidae. Gene Ontology annotation, molecular function: translation initiation factor activity; metallopeptidase activity; protein binding. Bases 137 to 1147 code for a protein of 336 amino acids. Gene Ontology annotation, cellular component: cytosol; cytoplasm; eukaryotic translation initiation factor 3 complex. The transcript is spliced from 2 exons. The record is from RefSeq and is a predicted model, not a curated record.
UCUAUGUUAUGUUUGUUCUCUUAUGCUCUGCUUCUUCAAGCAUAAGAGGUACACUUUAACUUAACCUUAAUUGAUAGGAAAGUGUCUGAAAGCAUAUUGUUUAAAAGAUUACGUUAGUAUUAAUUUUCAAUUAGAAAUGAAUUCAAGAACUCAAACUAGAAGAAUUCCCGAGGUAGAGCCUCGAAUAGAUUAUGUGCAAUGCGACGGGUUAGUAGUCAUGAAAAUGGUAAAGCAUUGUCACGAAGAAUCGAUGAGUAACAUGGAUGUAGCUCAAGGUGCUCUGCUUGGUUUAGUUGUUCAAAAUCGUCUCGAGAUUACCAAUUGUUUUCCUUUUCCCAAAAACGAUGAGAUCAUGGACGAAGAAGAAUAUCAGCUUGCUAUGAUGCGUCGUCUUCGAUGGGUAAAUGUUGAUCAUUUCCAUGUUGGAUGGUAUCAGAGCGCAGAUGUUGGCAAUUUCUUAAACGUAUCUCUAUUAGAAUCACAAUAUCAUUAUCAAACAUCCAUCGAAGAAUCAGUGGUGCUUAUAUAUGAUACAGCUAAGUCAGCCAGAGGUUUUUUAACUUUAAAAGCAUACAGGCUUACUCCCCAAGCUAUACAAAUGUACAAGGAAGGUGAAUUUACACCAGAAGCAUUACGUACUUUGAAGAUUGGUUACGAAAAUUUAUUUAUUGAGAUCCCAGUUGUGAUAAAGAACAGUAACUUGACUAAUAUAAUGAUGUCUGAACUAGAGGAAAUGAUUCCCGAGGAAGAAGGUACUAAGUAUUUAGAUCUUGGAACAGCCACAGUCUUGGAAAACCAGUUACGUUGUUUGAUGGAUCGUGUGGAUGAAUUAAAUCAAGAAGCUAUGAAAUUCAAUAGAUAUCAGCAGCUAGUUGUUCGUCAACAGCAAGAGAAGAACAGACUUUUGGCUAAGAGAGCUCAAGAGAAUGCUGCUAGAGCUGCUAAAGAUGAGCCUCCAUUGCCAGAUGAUGAUAUCAACAAAUUAAUGAGACCUUUACCUGUUCCUCCUAGACUGAAUCCAAUGAUUGUUGCUGGACAGAUUAAUACAUAUAGUGAACACAUUUCUCAGUUCUGUGCUCAAAGUUUAGCAAAAUUAUACAUUACUCAAAGUCUACAGAAUGCCAAGGAAUCGAAAUCCUCUCAUUAAGAUAAUCCUAAAUGUAACUACAAAAUUUCCAACAUUAAACAUAAAGAAAUAAUAUUAAAAAUAAUAAAAUUUUCUAAGAAAGUGUA